Messenger RNA from Falco peregrinus (peregrine falcon), 1615 nucleotides. RefSeq names its product RAD51 associated protein 1 (gene RAD51AP1). Bases 65 to 1048 code for a protein of 327 amino acids. NCBI's taxonomy places the organism in Eukaryota, Metazoa, Chordata, Aves, Falconiformes, Falconidae. Gene Ontology annotation, molecular function: double-stranded DNA binding; single-stranded DNA binding. Gene Ontology annotation, biological process: interstrand cross-link repair; double-strand break repair via homologous recombination. The record is from RefSeq and is a predicted model, not a curated record. The transcript is spliced from 9 exons.
GUGUCGUCACCGGCGCGCGUACCCCCCCCCCCGCGGGCGGCGGGUGCGGGCGGCGGCGGCGGGGAUGGCGCGGCCGGUGAGGAGGAACAAAAAAAUUGUUGAUUAUUCUCAGUUUGGGGAUUUGGAAGAUGACGAUGAAGACUUUGCCUGUAUAGCUGCACCUUCAAGCAAAAAAUCCAGAACACAGCUCAAGGAACCAAAGAAAGAGAAAAAAGAGAAGCAAAAAAAGCCACACAAAGAAUUGGUUCCAUCACAAAAGCAGACACCUGGUAAAAGGAUAUCCUUGGAUGACAAACUUUAUCAAAGGGAUUUGGAAGUUGCCUUAGCCUUAUCUGUCAAAGAAAAAUCUGCAAAUAUCCUGGAGGUGCAAAAUUCAGAAGAACAAGGUAAGAAUACUGAAUCAGAAAAUGUACACAGGAGACCCCUUUUUUCCAACUGCAGUGUAGACAGUGAACUUUUAGGUCUCAAUCAGGUUAUGGUUGAUGACAUACCUAGGGGUGAUGGUAGGCAGACGACAGCAGCAGCUAAAAUUCCAGCACAGCAGAAGUUACCGACCAUUGAUAGUGAUGACGGAGAGCAUGCUGCUGAUUCUGAGCCAGAGUCUGUAGUCAGUGUGGAGUCAGAAGAAGAUUCAGAUUAUAGUGGAGGUGAUGAUGAAGACUUUGCUCUGGAAAAGAAGAAAGCCAAAGGGAAUAAAAAGAAAGCAAGAGAGAAGAUGCUAGCUGCAAGAGAGAAGAAAACUCCCAAAUCGAAGAUUAAUACUACAGUAUCACCUGUAGUUUCUCCUUCACACGUAACGGAACAAAAAUCUGAGCCGACGCAAAAGGUGGUGUGCAGUUUGUCAGAACCAAUUGGGAGGCCUCUACAUACAUCAAGUCCUGUAACAGACAAGAAGCCUAGAUGGAUACCUCCAGGUACCUCUGCAUCAGGAAGCAGUAAUAACUCUAUGAAAUACGUCUCUGUUAAGUCACCUGCUCAGUGUCUUAGACUUGGCCUCUCCAGACUAGCAAGAGUCAAACCAUUGCAUCCCAGUGCUGCCAGCAGUUAAAUGGUUAGUGACAAGGUGCCACGUGAAGGAAAAGAUUUGGGGAAGUGUUUUCCUUAUAAAUAGAGGGUGGGCAACAGAAGCUUCAUGGCAUCAUUCAUUUUGGAGGACUGUCAUUUAUGAAUGUGUCUAAUAAUGUAAUGAGUUUUUAUUCUGCAAAAUGCUAGGCAUCCUUAAGUGCUAAUGAAUAAUAUUAUUUAAUCAAGGUGAUAUCUGGGUCACCAGCUUUUUGAUAUGGUUUUCUGAUAAUUUUAGCUCUCUGGUAUAUAAACUCUUGGCAUUAAAAUAGUUUAGACAGCACUAUGACAGUUAUAGAAUUCGAUACCAGAAAUGAAUUCUUAACAGAGGUAAAAGUCACAGUUUAAAAAGUAUUUCUUGGAAGAGUUGUCACUAUCCCCCCCCCCCCCCCCCCCCCCCCCUUCUUGGAAAGUUUGUCACCACUCUCAAAACCUGUUAAUGUUUGCAUAUCUUGUAUGUGGAUUUUAAUGAAUUUUUAUGUAUUAUAGUUAAAAAAAUUUUUAGAAUGUUUAUUUUUUAAAAAAACUAAAAUAAAAUAUAUAAUUAAUCAAA